CUUCUAAUUUCCUCAAAUUUUAUCCACCAGGCAGACCUUUGCUGUAAAAAAAGGAAAGAAAACAAACAAGAUGAGUCUGAGUGCUGCUGACAAGAAGGCUGUGAGUGAUUCCUGGGCUAAGAUGUCCAAACCGUCCUUCCAGGAUGCCGGAGAGAGAGUCUUUCUCAAGCUCCUGAAGAAAGACUCUACUAAGGCGAUGUUCAAGAAGUUCAAAGACAUCCCGCGCGAGCGUCUCGCCGGCAAUGCCGCCCUCCGUGAGCACGGUGGGAAGGUGGUGCAGGCGUUGGACGACUUCAUCAAAGGUUUGGACGGAAGUGGACAUGAGACCGUGAGGAACGUCGGGCGCAUUCACAAGGCGGCGGGCAUGACUAACGACAACAUCAAUCUGAUGAAGCCGAUCCUGUUGGAGUUGUUGGAUGAAGUAGGUUGUGGCGAUGCCAAGGCCGCCUGGGACAAGCUGUGGAACCUGUUCAUGACCGUACACGGCGAUGGCUGCUAAACGCCCCCUUGCGUGGCCUUGAAGAAAUACAACAGGUCAACAAAGUUGUUACCUUCGACAAGUAACACAUAGUUUGAAAGGAAGAUUUGAUGUAUUUAUAGGCAAAGAGACAAACACAAUGAACCUAACGUCUUUUUAUAGAGUUGAAAUUGGAUGCAGCCUUUGCGAGCUUUUGGUGAUUUCCCCAUUUUACCAAAAAAGACAGAAAUUUUGUAGUUUGACGGUGUGCUAUUUAUCUUAGUGCGGCCGUGAGUGGUACUGCAGAUUAGGCUCUCGAUCUGCUUGGUUAUGUAGUCCUGACUUGUGCCUGAAUUAUCAUCCUUUCAUAACGACGCAAGUCAGAACAGCUAGCAUUUUCGUACGACACACUAAAUAAAUAUCAGACAGUAAAACUUGCUGGUCAGAAGUUUGCAUUGUUUAUUUCUUUCUGAUUUCUUCAUUAUGUAACACCUGCCAGUUAGCCCACUACUAGUAAGUACUGUACUGUACAGAGCUUCAAGCAACGAAUCCAGAGCAAUAUCAUAUCACACACAGGCCAACAUUUCUUGCACUUCCUUUUCCAUAUGCAUUUACAGAAAUGACUGAGACACUUUGUAAGACUGAAAUUCUCACCUGGUCAUAGUUUUUCUAUCAUGGCAAGAAAAUCUUUUCACUUUAUAUGUUUGCAUUGUCUCUGUGCGAAACUAAAAAAAAGCUAAUCAGCACAUAAAAUGUCCACCUAACAAUGUACAUCUCACAUUACAAUAAAUACUCUGAUCUCUACUGUCUAAGGUAGAGUUUAUACAGUGGUAGAAAUACAUCUUGGAAAUAAAUAUGGCAGAGAUAUACAUUGAAGCUUGCAAAACUCUAAAUGCAACAUAAUAUCAAGUACACUUCUGCCUGACAUUGAUGUUGUUGCACAUUUCUGUUGCUUACAUGUUAGCUUAGUGUGACCUUCUACAAUUGAAAACAAUACUGACAAGUACUGUCUUAUUCAUGUUAAUCAUGUUACGUGAUAUGAGCUAAUAUCAUCCAAUAUUUAUGAUAUCUGCUUAAGACUUCCAAAAUUAAGAAUAAAGAGUACCAUCUCUUUUGAGAUGUUCCAAAGAUUUGUAGGUCAUCCACCUAAUAUUUCCAUCCAUGGACAGGAUACGGGCAUUUUCCUAUAACGUUACAUUCAGUGAAAGAAAAGCAAUCAUUUGGUCUCAGGAACAUUAUUCUAAACAUCAGCGUCACGUCCUGACUAUUUGAGAAAAACAACUCAAACAAAAUACACAUGAUGCCCAGCACCAAGGCAAGUUGGGAACUCGCUUUCUUGAAAAUCACAGUAAAUUGACUGUACAUUAAGUCUAAUAUCUUAGGAAAUAUAAUCAGGCAUAACAUAAUAGAACCUAAUGACAAAGUUUCACACAAAGUCUGUAUGUUACAAAAUAUACAUAGUCAUGUAAUCAUAACUAUAUAACCUAAUCAUCCUAAUGUACAUAGAACUAAAUACAUAUUUAUAGUUUUGUAAAUACAAAAAA
This is a messenger RNA of Branchiostoma floridae (Florida lancelet), 2001 nucleotides long. RefSeq names its product myoglobin-like. Lineage: Eukaryota; Metazoa; Chordata; Leptocardii; Amphioxiformes; Branchiostomatidae. The coding region runs from base 71 to 499 and encodes 142 amino acids. The transcript has 4 exons. The record is from RefSeq and is a predicted model, not a curated record. Gene Ontology annotation, molecular function: heme binding; oxygen binding.